AUGACUAAUAAUAUUUUUACCCCCAUCCCAGAAGCAUUGGAAGCAUUCAAGAAUGGUGAAUUCUUAGUAGUAAUGGAUGACGAAGAUCGUGAAAACGAAGGUGACUUAAUAAUCGCUGCUGAGUUUACAACUCAAGAGAAAAUGGCAUUCUUAGUCCGUUAUUCUUCCGGAUAUGUAUGUAUGCCAUUAUCAACUGAACGAGCUGAUGCAUUGAAUUUGCAUCCUAUGAUAGAAGGACAAUUUGAUAGACAUGGAACUGCAUAUACUGUCACUUGUGAUUAUGCUCAUGGAACUACUACUGGUAUCUCAGCACAUGAUAGAGCAUUGACGGCUAGAAAAUUGGCUUCUCCAGAUUCUAAACCAGAAGAUUUCAUUAGACCGGGACAUGUAUUACCUUUAAGAGCCGUUCCUGGAUUGUUGAAAAAAAGAAGAGGUCAUACUGAAGCUGCAGUUCAAUUAUGUGAAUUGACAGGAUUACAACCUGCUGCUGUUAUUUGUGAAAUCGUGCGAGAUGAAGAUGGUUUAAUGAUGAGAUUGGAUGAUUGUGUGAAAUUCUCAAAAGAACAUAAUGUGAAAAUCAUCAAUAUUAAACAAUUGGUUGAGUACAUUUCAUAG
Messenger RNA from Hemisphaericaspora subhashii, 615 nucleotides. RefSeq names its product 3,4-dihydroxy-2-butanone-4-phosphate synthase (gene RIB3). The record is from RefSeq and is a predicted model, not a curated record. Gene Ontology annotation, molecular function: 3,4-dihydroxy-2-butanone-4-phosphate synthase activity. The coding region runs from base 1 to 615 and encodes 204 amino acids. The transcript has a single exon. Gene Ontology annotation, cellular component: mitochondrial intermembrane space; cytosol. Gene Ontology annotation, biological process: riboflavin biosynthetic process; aerobic respiration. Lineage: Eukaryota; Fungi; Ascomycota; Pichiomycetes; Serinales; Debaryomycetaceae.